AACGGGCAAUUCGCCAAACCCAUCCAAAACAGAAACACAACCCGAGGAAAAGCGGAACACGCGAGCGGCGAGGAGGAAGAAGACCGCGUCUCCGAGAGAGAGAUAGAGCCCUCGCGAGUCGCGAUGUCCUGCACGGUCGCCAUCCCGAGCUCGCCGGUGUUCUCGCCGUCGCGCCGCCCGCUCUCCUGCAAGGCCGCGUCCGCGUCCGCCUCGCCGGAGUCCGUAUCCGUCGCCGCGUCCUCGCCGGCGCAGGCCGCGCCCCCCGCCGGGUCGCCGCUCCGCCCCUUCGCGCUGCGCGCCCACCUGCGCGAGGAGGCCACGCCGUCGCCCCAGCCGUCGGCCGCCGCGGCUGCGGCGGUCUCCGCCCCUGCGGGGUCCGUGCUUAAGAGGCGGCGCCCGGCCCCUCUCGUGGUUCCGGUGUGCGGCGGGGCGGCCGCUGCCGCCGCCGCCGCGGCGGUGGCCGCGGUGGAAUCGGAUCCGAGGAACGAGGUGGAGGAGGACGGCGAGGAGUUCGCGGUGUACUGCCGGAGGGGAAAGGGGAGGAGAAGGGUGGAGAUGGAGGACCGGCAUGUGGCCAAGGUCGCCCUCGGCGGAGACCCCAAAGUGGCCUUUUUUGGUGUAUUCGAUGGCCACGGCGGGAAGAGCGCGGCGGAGUUCGUCGCCGAGAACAUGCCCAAGUUCAUGGCCGAGGAGAUGUGCAAGGUGGACGGCGGCGACAGUGGCGAGACUGAACAGGCAGUGAAGCGGUGCUACCUGAAGACGGACGAGGAAUUCCUCAAGAGGGAGGAGAGCGGGGGCGCCUGCUGCGUCACCGCUUUGCUGCAGAAAGGUGGCCUCGUUGUGUCUAAUGCCGGAGAUUGCCGUGCCGUGCUCAGCCGCGCCGGGAAGGCAGAGGCGCUCACCUCUGAUCACCGGGCCUCGCGCGAGGAUGAGAGGGAAAGAAUUGAGAAUCUGGGUGGAUUCGUGGUGAAUUACCGAGGAACAUGGCGAGUUCAGGGAUCCUUAGCAGUGUCAAGAGGCAUCGGUGAUGCACACCUCAAGCAGUGGGUGGUGUCUGAUCCAGACACCACAACUCUGGGUGUUGAUUCGCAGUGCGAAUUCUUGAUUCUUGCCUCUGAUGGUUUGUGGGACAAGGUGGAGAACCAGGAGGCAGUUGACAUUGCCAGGCCGCUUUACAUCAGCAACGACAAAGCUUCUCGCAUGACUGCUUGCAGGAGGCUCGUCGAAACUGCGGUUACUAGGGGCUCGACUGACGAUAUCAGCAUUGUGAUCAUACAGCUGCAGCAAUUCUCAAGAUAAUUUUAACUUGUCGUUGGAGGGAGAGACUGAACUCACACUCCAGCUUAUUAGCACAGCGGUGGUAAAAUGUGUGGAAGAGCAGGGUAUUCAGAUAGCAUAAUUUUAACUUGUUGAAGGGAGACUGAACUCGCUCCAGCUUAGCGCACUAACAGAGCGGUGGUAAAGAAGUGUGGAAGAGGAGGGUAUUCAGAUAGUAUGUCACUUGGCAAGCAAAAUUUUAGGAGCUUGCACUAUUUUGCUGGGGUUCCAACAUUCAAUUCUUUUUAUUCAUAGCACCAUUCUUUCUGUAAACUGAUUCAAUUCAUUCUUUGAUUCUAAUGUAAUAAGGCGAGUUACUACUCACCUCAUACUGUAAGGCUACUAUUUGCCUCUGUACAUGGUUAGUUGGUAUGGAUAGUUUCUCUGAGAUUUUAAUUGAUUCAAUACACAGCAGCUUAAGAUAUCCUUUAAUA
This is a messenger RNA of Oryza sativa Japonica Group (Japanese rice), 1751 nucleotides long. The record is from RefSeq and is a predicted model, not a curated record. NCBI's taxonomy places the organism in Eukaryota, Viridiplantae, Streptophyta, Magnoliopsida, Poales, Poaceae.